This is a messenger RNA of Suillus subaureus, 878 nucleotides long. Its product is annotated as TB2/DP1, HVA22 family-domain-containing protein. The transcript has 5 exons. The coding region runs from base 108 to 728 and encodes 206 amino acids. The record is from RefSeq and is a predicted model, not a curated record. Lineage: Eukaryota; Fungi; Basidiomycota; Agaricomycetes; Boletales; Suillaceae.
AGUGCUUCUGAUCCUGAUACACGCACUCAACCCAUCUUGUCUUGUUUCUGAUAUCGCAACACCUUAUCGUCGUCGACCACCGUUCGAAGUUUGGAGAGGAAUUCAUAAUGUUAAUGUCUAUGGUGUCCCAUCUGCUUUGUGCGUGGUUCGCGUUCCUACUGCCAAGCUAUUCUACCUACAAGGCGCUCUCCUCUCCUUUGUCCGGUGAACUUCAGAGCCUUUCAAUGUAUUGGGCUGUCGUUGGAGCUUUUAUUGCGAUCGAGUCGACCAUAGGCCCAUUCGUAUCAUGGCUGCCAUUUUAUUGGGAAACACGAACCCUUUUCUUGCUUUACCUAUCUCUCCCGCAAAUCCAGGGUUCGACGUACAUCUACAAAACCUACCUUGAACCAUUCUGCUCCAAGAAUGAGGCAGAGUUGGAUUCCAGCAUUGCUUCUGCUCAGAACAACGUCCUUGGUUUCCUUCAGUCGCGCAUUUCUAUGCUCAUUGACCUCUUGUGGACCAUCUUGAACAAGACUCCCAUCACUAAACAACCUCAAGCUGCAAGGGAAGGCCAACCUGUACAACAGCCCUACUCCCUUGAAUCGGUGAAGGGGCUUUGGACGUCUUAUGGUCCUACCAUUAUGGGAGCAUUACCAAAGUCUUCCACGAAACCUAGUUCCUCUCCCGAUACUGUUGCGAAGCAGGCUACAUAUGCCAGUGGUGCUGACGUCAAUCAUGAAGACUCCUGAGGCACGCUCAGAAUCCACCUUAAAUCCAUUUUGUUGAGGUAUUUCUAUCAAAACUCAUCGAAGCACGGAUAUUCGUUUUUUAUUUCUUAUUCUAUCAUUUCAACAAGAAUGGGUGGUAUGUGUAUAAGGUAGACUGUGCGUACUAUACAA